CAGGGGCGGACUGACCAUUUGGAAACUUGGGCACUGCCCGAGGGCCCGGGGUCAGUAGGGGGCCCCAUGAGAUGCCCCUGGUACCUUUUUCAUAGGAUUUUUUGAGUUUGGGCAAGAACACAAGGGGCCCCAUGAUCCCCUAUUGCCCGGGGGCCCCAUGAGUUGUCAGUCCACCCCUGCUCCAGACUCUGUCUUUGCCACUUGCACCCAGGGGCGGACUGACCAUUUGGAAACUCGGGCACUGCCCGAGGGCCCGGGGUCAGUAGGGGGCCCCAUAAGAUGCCCCUGGUACCUUUUUCAUAGGCUUUUUUGAGUAUGGGCAAGGACACAGGGGCCCCAUGAUCCCCUAUUGCCUGGGGGCCCUAU
Molecule: messenger RNA, 366 nt
Organism: Staurois parvus
Lineage: Eukaryota; Metazoa; Chordata; Amphibia; Anura; Ranidae
Source: the annotation of a GenBank genome assembly